GCGUCGCCCCCGGGCGGAGCAGGCGGCGGCGGCUCUGGCUGGGCCCCGCGCCCGCCCUGCCCCCCGCACGUCCGGGGGAAGCCGCGCUCUGCGGCCCAACGUCGGCGGCGCAGUAGCUCCUGGGCUGGGGCGGCGGCGGCGCGUCCCGGGCGUGGGGGGGGCGCAGCAGGAUGGCAGCGGUGACCCAGUGCAAGAUACCCAAGGAAGUGGCUGACAUUUUUAAUUCCCCCAGCGAUGACGAGGAUUUUCUUGGUUUUCGAGAUGAUGCUCCCAUGCAAACCUUGUCAUCAGAAGACAGCUCUGAUAGUUUUGAUUCAUUGGAGUCAGCAAAAAAGGAUGUUCGAUUUCAAUCCAAGUACCUGACUGAGGAACUGAGGAGAAUUUUCACUGAAGACACUGAUUCAGAAAGUGAAGUGUUUGAAGGCUUUGCUCCAAGUGACCUGGAUGUAAACAAUGCGAAUGGAAUGACGUCAGUGGAGUCAGAUUUGAGUGAUGGAGAGAACAAUAAUUUAUCUUUACUGGGUAGCGAGGAGGAGGAGGAAGAAGGGAAGGCUUCCCCCAAGAGAAGAAGCUUUGGCCUUCGUGUGGCAUUUCAGUUCCCCACAAGAAAGUCUGCCAAGAAGAAGGUGCCUGAACCAACUUUUUCCAAGCUACACUUGCAAGACAAUAAACCCCCUAAAACUCUCACAAGAGAGAAAAGCAGCAAGCGAUGGAAGAAACUAGAGGGGUCUGCCUCAGAGUCUGAGGAGGAUGUCAAAGAGACGCGUGAAGAAAGCUCCAGUGCUCUGCUUAAAAGAGCCAUAAACAUCAAAGAAAAUAAAGCCAUGCUUGCCCAGUUGUUAGCGGAACUGAAUUCUAUACCUGAACUGUUUCCAGUGAAAACAGCCACCUCAACUCCUUCUAAACAGAAGAAAACCCCGAGGAGAACAUUUUCUGAAGGCCAGAUAGAGCGUCGUACAAACCCAACCAGAAAUGCUCGUCCACCAGAGAAAUUUGCCUUGGAAAACUUUACUGUGUCUGCGGCUAAAUUUGCAGAACACUUUCAUAAUUACAGACAACAAAAUCUCCUAAUAAAGAAGAGACUCAGUGGGGGUGACUGUGGAGCGCGCAAAAGAAGGAGGUCAUCUAAAUACUCAUCUUACCGUCCUGUUGAAGAUAUUACUGAUGAGGACUUGGAGAAUAUCGCAAUUACAGUUAAAGAUAAAAUCUAUGAUAAAGUCCUGGGUAGUACGUGCCACCAGUGUCGGCAGAAGACAAUUGAUACUAAGACAGUCUGUCGUAAUCAAGGGUGCGGGGGUGUGAGAGGACAGUUCUGUGGACCAUGUCUUCGUAAUCGAUAUGGUGAAGACGUGAAAUCUGCACUUCUGGAUCCAGAUUGGAUUUGCCCUCCUUGUCGUGGUGUCUGUAACUGCAGUUACUGUCGCAAGCGUGAUGGCCGCUGUGCCACAGGAAUGCUCAUCCACUUGGCAAAAUUUUAUGGUUAUGACAAUGUUAAAGAAUAUCUUGAAAGUUUACAAAAGCAACUGAGUGAAGACAAUUGAGGAUGCUGAGCACAGCUGCCUGACCUGCAGACAAGUUUUUUUUUUUUUUACUACAAUGAUGUUUAUACAAGAUAGAAUUGUAGAAUAUAGCUUUGGAAUUUUUUUUUUUUUUACUGAUUGGUCUUUACUAAAACAUUACCAGAGAAAUCUUUGCAUGAGGAAUUUACAUGCAGAACAUUCUUUUAUGCACCGACACCUGUAUACAGAGCAGAACAGCACUUUUAAAACUUCAGUGGUUAAUUUUCAGUCGGGCUACAGAACCAAGUAGGUGCUUAACUCCAGAGGCUGUGAAGGGAAUUGUGUAGCACUAAAAAUAUAACGAGUCGGGGGAGAUCUUAAUAGUUUGCUUAGGCCAAAAAAGUAUUAUUACACAUCUGAGUUUUCGAAAGCCUUCCUUUGUGUGCAUGAGCAAAUCGAGUAACUGCAUGCCUCAGUUGGUGGGCAAAAGUAAAGUUUUGCCCCUGCAAAGAUGGGCGGGAGUCCUUUUGAAAAUUUUACUGAAAUUCAGUUCACCAUCCAUCUGUUCCUCUUUUUCCCCUCAACCAGGAGAAUUUGUAAGUGCAAGGGGUGUUUUGUGGAAACAUUUUGUUUAGUUUAUUUUUAAAAGGUAGUUGGUUCAGCAGUGCUGCACCUGCGGUCAGAGUGAUAUUGACCCUUUUAAUUGUACAGUGCUAAGUACGUUUUUUUAAAAAUAAUUCCUCUGUGUCUGCUUAGCUAAAGGCAGGCUUUACAAACAACACUUUGUAAAAACCCAUAUUACUGCAGCCUCAGAUUGUCAAAAUUUGUGUAAAAUAUUGGAUGUUUUAGAGAUAAUAAAGCAUUUUCAAUAGAGAA
Chrysemys picta bellii (western painted turtle) is the source of this 2375-nucleotide messenger RNA. It is a transcript of the gene CDCA7L, whose product is annotated as cell division cycle associated 7 like. The record is from RefSeq and is a predicted model, not a curated record. NCBI's taxonomy places the organism in Eukaryota, Metazoa, Chordata, Testudines, Emydidae. Gene Ontology annotation, biological process: regulation of DNA-templated transcription. Gene Ontology annotation, cellular component: nucleus.